CACCCACCACCGGGCCGGCCACCGCGCGCCAUAUAUACCCGCGCUGCGGCCUUAUCCCGCCUCUCGAUCUAUCCAUCCAUCCAUCCAUCCAUCCAUCAUCGGCUGACGAAAGCGAAGGGGAGGGGCUUCCGGGCAAGUCGCUGUUUCUUCGUCGUCUUCGUGGCACAAGGGGCUCGCUUAUCGCCCUCGAGAAGACGGCGAUCGAGGAAAGGGAACGGCGAAGCUCUGGCCCGGUGCUCCAGUACACUCGCAGUCGGCGUGAUAUACGGAGACUAAUAAGGCUUGAGGCCUAGCUCGAAAACAAGCUACCACAGUGAGGUUUGUUCGACAUCUAGCAGAAUAAUAACUUGGAUCAGAAGAAAAAGGAGAUGGACGCUUUCACUCAUGUUCCUCCAGGCUUUCGUUUCCACCCUACCGAUGAGGAACUCGUUGAUUACUACCUUAGGAAAAAGGUAGCACUGAGGAAGAUAGACUUGGAUGUCAUAAAAGAUGUGGAUCUGUACAAAAUUGAACCUUGGGAUCUACAAGAAAAAUGCAAGAUUGGAAACGAAGAGCAGAACGAGUGGUACUUCUUCAGUCACAAGGACAAGAAAUACCCUACAGGCACUCGCACCAACAGAGCAACGACGGCCGGUUUCUGGAAGGCCACCGGAAGGGACAAGCCGAUCUAUGUGAAGAACUGUCUCGUAGGGAUGAGGAAGACACUGGUUUUCUACAAGGGCCGGGCGCCCAACGGACAGAAAUCAGACUGGAUCAUGCACGAGUAUCGCCUGGAGACCAACGAAAAUGGAUUUCCACAUGAGGAAGGAUGGGUGGUCUGCAGGGUGUUCAGGAAGCGACUCGCCACCGUCCAAAGAAUGGCAGGGGACUCACCAUACUGGUUCAGCGACCACGCCGGGUUCAUGGCGCCGGAGCUGCUCGGCUCACCGAGGCAGGCGGCGCAUCACCAGCAGACCACUGCUGCGAUGUACCACAGGCCUCAGAGCAGCAGCAGCAGCAGCUACCACCCUUGCAAGGUGGAGCUGGAGUACCACCACCUCCUCCCCCAGGAGCACUUCCUGCAGCAGCUCCCUCAGCUGGAGAGCCCCAACAAGCUCCCGGACCUCAUCGGCGGCCAAGUAGCCACCACUCUCCAACCAUGCAGCCUUGCAGAGGAGCACGGCGCCCCUCGCUACACCGUGCCGGAGCUUCAUGCCGAGCCGAUCUUUCUGCCGGCUGGGGACGCAUCGGGCACGGAUUGGAGGGCUCUCGACAAGUUCGUGGCGUCUCAGUUCAUCAGCCACGGUGACACUGACACCCCCCCCAAGCAGGGAUCCGGUUACUCCGAUCCGGCGGUGCAGGUGUUUGAGCAGGCUGAGGAGAAGGAAGAAGAGGCCUUGGAGUACGUGUCAACGUCGGCCUCCUGCGGAGGGGAUAACGUCUUGUGGAAAUAACAGGGCAAAUGGUAUG
This is a messenger RNA of Panicum hallii, 1449 nucleotides long. RefSeq names its product NAC domain-containing protein 105-like. The transcript is spliced from 5 exons. Gene Ontology annotation, biological process: regulation of DNA-templated transcription. The record is from RefSeq and is a predicted model, not a curated record. NCBI's taxonomy places the organism in Eukaryota, Viridiplantae, Streptophyta, Magnoliopsida, Poales, Poaceae. The coding region runs from base 369 to 1433 and encodes 354 amino acids. Gene Ontology annotation, molecular function: DNA binding.